AUGAGAUUUCUUCAAAUUAAUACCUGUUUUCCCGGGGCAACUCACGACUCUUUCGUUUUGAGCAACUCGGGAUUGUCAGGUGUUAUGGAACAUCUCGAAGGCGGUGGGUGGUUACAUGGGGAUUCUGGCUACCCUCUCAAGGAAUGGCUCUUAACGCCAUUCUUAUCCCCAGCCAAUCAACACGAAGUGAAUUACAACGAUGCCCAUGGAAAGACUCGUGUUGUCAUAGAAAAAUCGUUUGGGGUAUUAAAAUCCAGAUUUAGGUGUUUACAUCGAACUGGAGGAGUACUCCCCUUUUCACCAAGUAGAUGUUCUCAAAUUAUUCAAUGCUGUAUCCGGCUUCAUAAUUUAGCUGUUUCAGAGAAAGUCCCCUUACUUGAGGGUGGGGUUGUACAGAACAUCAAUGACAAUGCCGUGUUUAACGCAAACGCACCAAGGAGAGCACAGGAUGUGCGCAUUCAAGUUGCAAAUUUAUUUUAACAAUUCAUCUAUUCAUUAAAUCACACACUUACAUUGUAAUAAAGAACAUGACUACUUUAUCAUUUUGUGUUCAAAUUUAUUAAAUGCCAAAUUUGUUUUCAAAUGCCGCCGCUAUUCUCUCUAGGGCAUCUGCUUUUCUCUCC
Saccostrea cuccullata (small rock oyster) is the source of this 623-nucleotide messenger RNA. Its product is annotated as putative nuclease HARBI1. The transcript is spliced from 3 exons. NCBI's taxonomy places the organism in Eukaryota, Metazoa, Mollusca, Bivalvia, Ostreida, Ostreidae. The coding region runs from base 1 to 480 and encodes 159 amino acids. The record is from RefSeq and is a predicted model, not a curated record.